AUGUGCGGAAUUUAUUUAUCAAAGGAUUAUGAUGAAGAAAUACUUAAUCUAAUACAUAAUCGAGGCAAAGAUUCUUUUCAAUGUAUCAUGUAUAAUAAUUUAUACAUAUGUUCUUCGGUUCUUGCAAUACGUAGUAUUGUAAAACAACCCAUUAAAACACAAAACUUUAUUUUUUUGUAUAACGGAGAAAUAUAUAAUAAUAAAGAAAGUGAUACACUAUUUAUUAGCGAUAUGAUAUGCGAAACACUUCAAGAAUGCAAUGUUGUAUUAAAUACUAAUGGCUUGUGUUGUAUAGAUAAUCCAUCUUAUUUUUUACAAAAGUUUUACAAAAAAAUAAAUAUUUUUCAAAAUGAAUUGGCACUGGUAAUCGUUUUUCAGAAUGUUGUACUAUUUUUUAAAGAUGAUGUCGGUAAAAAAAGUUUAGGACUAAGCAAAGAUAAAUUCCAGCUAUCAUCUGUUAAAUAUGAGAUAGAAUUAGACAAUUUAAACUUAUAUUCUUAUGAUUUACAACGAAGUGAAAUGUCAUCAUACAAGAAACAAAAUUUUUCUAUACGUUAUUUUAUUGAGUCACAUAAAUAUCUUAAGAAGUAUUUUUUAGAAGAUUGUAAAAUAUCUGAAGGUCUUUUAGAGGAAUUUUCACAAUUUCCGAUGAAUAGAAGCUAUUCUGGAACUGUAGAUUUUUUAGAUCAAAUUUUAAAAAAAGCGUUUAAAAAAAGAUUAGUACCUAAUAAUCUUGUCGUAUUUUUUAGUGGUGGCGUUGAUAGCGUAUUAGUAGCUUUGUAUCUUCACUUAGUAAGUGAUUUAUCUCAAACAAUAUAUUUAAUCAAUACAGGAUUUGAAGAUUCGCACGAUAGAAAAGCCGGUUUAAAUGCUUAUUUGGAGCUAAAAAGAUUAUAUAUACAAAGAUCGUGGCAAUUUAUACGUGUUAAUAUUAAUUUAGAUGAUCUUAAAUCAAAUUACAUAAAUAUUUCUAAUUUAAUUUAUCCAAAAAAGAGAAGCAUGGAUUUUAAUAUUGGAUUUAUUCUACACUAUACAGCUUUAGAAGCACGUAAAUAUUCUAAAGUGUGUUUUUUAGGAAGUGGUGCUGAUGAAUUGUUUGGUGGUUAUAGUAAAUAUAAAAAAGAGAAUUGCAGACAUAGGAUGUUAUUAGAUGUAGUAACUUUGUCUUAUAAUAAUCUUUCUAGAGAUGAUCGUGUUAUUUCAAAUAACAAUUUAGAAGCAAGACUGCCUUUAUUAGAUAGUGAUGUUAUUAAUUAUUCAUUUAAUUUUAAUGAUGAAUUAAUAAAAGAUAAAUUUGUUAUUAGACAGCUUUUAAUAAAUUAUGGGUUAAUUAAAAUAUCUUGUGCUCCUAAAAAGGCAAUGCAAUAUGGUACUGGUCUUAACAAAUACGAAAAUAAAUAUUUUAAAUCUUUAUGUUAA
Molecule: messenger RNA, 1419 nt
Organism: Vairimorpha ceranae
Lineage: Eukaryota; Fungi; Microsporidia; Nosematidae
Product: asparagine synthetase
Exons: 1
Coding region: 1-1419 (472 amino acids)
Molecular function (GO): asparagine synthase (glutamine-hydrolyzing) activity
Source: RefSeq, a predicted model, not a curated record